CUUUUGAUAUUAGUACUCUAGGCCAGAUCAGAUCCACUGCAACGAUGCCUGCAAUACAUACUGACCACCUUGAUGAGCAGCAAGUCCAGCUUCUGGCAGAGAUGUGUAUUCUCAUUGAUGAAAAUGACAACAAAAUCGGGGCUGAGACCAAGAAGAACUGUCACCUGAAUGAAAACAUUGAGAAAGGAUUAUUGCAUCGAGCAUUUAGUGUCUUCCUGUUCAAUACUGAAAAUAAGCUCCUGCUACAGCAACGAUCAGAUGCUAAAAUUACCUUUCCAGGUUGCUUUACCAAUACGUGUUGUAGUCAUCCAUUAAGCAAUCCACGCGAACUAGAAGAAGAUGAUGCCAUCGGAGUAAGAAGAGCGGCGCAGAGGCGUUUAAAAGCUGAGUUAGGAAUUCCUAUGGAAGAGGUUCCUCCAGAAGAAAUAAAUUACCUAACACGAAUUCACUACAAAGCUCAGUCUGAUGGAAUUUGGGGUGAACAUGAAAUCGAUUACAUUUUGUUUGUGAGGAAGGAUGUAACUUUGAACCCAGAUCCCAAUGAGAUUAAAAGCUAUUGUUAUGUGUCGAAAGAGGAACUGAAAGAACUUCUGAAACAAGCAGCUAGUGGUGAAAUUAAGAUAACUCCAUGGUUUCAGAUUAUUGCAGAGACUUUUCUCUUCAAAUGGUGGGACAACCUAAGCCAUUUGAAUCAGUUUGUUGACCAUGAGAAAAUACAUAGAAUGUGAAUGUGCA
Ochotona princeps (American pika) is the source of this 735-nucleotide messenger RNA. It is a transcript of the gene IDI1, whose product is annotated as isopentenyl-diphosphate delta isomerase 1. Gene Ontology annotation, cellular component: cytoplasm. Gene Ontology annotation, molecular function: isopentenyl-diphosphate delta-isomerase activity. The transcript has 4 exons. The record is from RefSeq and is a predicted model, not a curated record. NCBI's taxonomy places the organism in Eukaryota, Metazoa, Chordata, Mammalia, Lagomorpha, Ochotonidae. Gene Ontology annotation, biological process: isopentenyl diphosphate biosynthetic process; isoprenoid biosynthetic process. The coding region runs from base 45 to 728 and encodes 227 amino acids.